Messenger RNA from Hevea brasiliensis (rubber tree), 2584 nucleotides. Its product is annotated as fructose-bisphosphate aldolase, chloroplastic-like. Gene Ontology annotation, cellular component: cytosol. NCBI's taxonomy places the organism in Eukaryota, Viridiplantae, Streptophyta, Magnoliopsida, Malpighiales, Euphorbiaceae. Gene Ontology annotation, biological process: fructose 1,6-bisphosphate metabolic process; glycolytic process. The record is from RefSeq and is a predicted model, not a curated record. Gene Ontology annotation, molecular function: fructose-bisphosphate aldolase activity.
AGUGGUCUCCUAUGAUAAUGCUACGGAAAGCUGUGUGUGGGGCUAAAUUUGCUAUUAAAAGCUUCUGUCUACUUUCUGGUUUACUUGAGCUGCGAAAAGGCACCUUCAACUGGUGGUUUAGGAUGGCCUAAUAUGGUUUCUGUACUCCCUGAAGAUCUUUAUGGACCAAUUUUGGACACAUCAACAAAGGCUACUUCAAUGUCUUAUUGGGCGACUUGCUCUUUGCACUUUACUUCACUUCAGCCACAUUUUAUUAUGUGUACAGGCACAGAAUUGUGAGAUCUUUUGGCCUGAGGGACCCCCUCUGUUUCCAGCAACACAACCCUUUUAUCCACCACCUUUAGUAGUGUCAAGUUCGUUGUUUUCUGUCCAUCAAUUGCUUUGGUUUUGUAGGAAGAACUAAUCAAUGAUCUGAUUCCAUUCUUCGAUGAAGGCUAAACAAAUUAUGAUAGAAUAAUCCUUUAAUGUUGAAUAAAUAAUUUAAUUUCGAAUUGAAUCUUAUAUAGGUAUAAUUAUUCUAUAGAAUUAUUAUUUCACAAUUUUGAUUUUUAUUCAAAUUUUAAAUACAUAAUAAUUGUGAAAAAUACAAAAUUUAUAAAAUAUAAAUUUUAUUUUAUUUUAUUCUAUUAUUUUUCGUGAACGGAAUGAAGUGUACCCUCUGCAAAUUGGACUUGUGGUGUUGAUUGUAAUAGUCAUUGAACGGAAUGAAGUGUACCCGCCGCAAAUUAGACUUGUGGUGUUGAUUGUAAUGAUCAUUCUUAAUAACCCAAUUCACAAACAUUUGGCAUCAUCCCUUGUUUUUGUAAAUUACCCAUUCCACUGGAAUUUGACUCAAAUUUACGACACAUUUUGCUAUGAAAAUUUUCAUAUAUACAACAAAGCACCGUCUUUUUUGUUCUUCGCUGUACAUCUUUGUUGGGUGUACAAAUACUGCUCCUAAAAAAUGAUACAUUUGUACACAUCUUGCCUCUUGGCCGAUUUUAUUCCUCAGUAGAAAGGACAAAUGAAGAGAAUACAUACCUUAUUCAUUUAUUAACCUCAAAAAUAUCUUAGGAAUAGGGAUUUCCAAUUUUUUCUUUCUUUUCAAAAAUUGGGAGAGUACCCAACCUCUAAUUUUCAGACUCAUUUUCAUCGGUCCCUAUAUCAGCAAUGAAGACGUAUCCUGCCAAGUAAACACUUAUCGUCCUACUUGGCAAUCAUUGCACUACAGCCCCAAAUGAGAUAUCAUGGCUAAGGAUUUACAAUUAUAAAUGUUGUGAAAUAGAGCAAUGUGUUUGCGUUGAAUACAGCCUCACUGAGCUCAAGGGAAAGAAGACAUACCCCAAAGCCUUAAUACUCCUACAGAGAUGGCCUCUGCUUCUCUCCUUAAAACCUCACCUGUUCUAGACAAGUCAGAGUGCAAGGGUCAGGCUAUUCGCCAACCUUCUGCCUUUAUGGUUAGGUGUCACCCUGUCGCGUCGUCUGCCCUCUGCGUCCGUUCUAGCUCAUAUGCUGAUGAGCUAGUCAAGACUGCGAAAACUAUUGCAUCUCCAGGCCGUGGAGUCUUGGCCAUGGAUGAGUCAAAUGCCACUUGUGGUAAGCGCUUGGCCUCAGUUGCCAACACUGAGGCUAACCGCCAGGCGUAUAGGACCCUGCUUGUUACUGCCCCUGGCCUUGGCCAAUGUGUUUCUAGUGCUAUUCUCUUUGAGGAGACUCUCUACCAAUCUACCACCGAUGGAAAGAAGAUGGUUGAUGUGCUUGUCGAGCAAAACAUUGUUCCAGGCAUAAAGGUUGACAAGGUUAAGGUACUCUAUUCAAUGUGCAUUUUGUAUGUGAUUGUGGUUUGAUAGUUUGCUAGGAUACUGAGAGAUGGAUGAUGAACGGGUACUACCGGGUCUGGUUCCUCUGGUUGGUUCCAAUGAUGAAUCUUGGUGCCAAGGUCUUGAUGGCCUUGCCUCCCGCUCUGCUGCAUACUACCAAUAGGGUGCUCGUUUUGCCAAAUGGUAAUUCAUUCUUAUCCUGCUGCAAACUACUUAGUUGAAUUUCUUCUAUUUCUAUUUAUAUUUAUAAGAUCCAGUGGCAUGUGUUUGUGUUUAUAUUUAUACAUGUUGAUGGGUUUUAAUCAUGAUUGCCACUAAGUGAAAUUUUGUGAGGACAUAAAAGUCGUACUGUGGUGAGCAUUCCCAAUGGCGCCCAUCUGCAUUUGCAGUGAAGGAAGCAGCCUGGGGUCUAGCUCGCUACGCUUCCAUUUCUCAGGUAAACACAACAUAAAAUCAACUGCCGUCUGAUUUAUCAACUUUGGCAAAUACACAGGCGAGGGAGAGUCAGAAGAAGCCAAGAAACGAAGGUUUGUUAAGGGUUAUGUUUAUUGGGCCGUUAGAACCAGUGGGUAGAAGAAAUGAUGUUGAUGAGGAUAGUUAUCAUCAAGAAGGAAAAACCAUUUUCUAUUCUUGUAGCCCAUGGAGACUCCUUUUGUUUAUAGCACGUUCAUGGUUUUGAGGAUGCGUGUGCAGAUUACCUUUGCAAUGUAAUUGUUACCUGGGAAUUCAUCUUGGCACCUAAAAAUUGCAAUGUUUGAAAUGUGCAGUUCUAAAUGUUUUUGGAA